Molecule: messenger RNA, 719 nt
Organism: Rubroshorea leprosula
Lineage: Eukaryota; Viridiplantae; Streptophyta; Magnoliopsida; Malvales; Dipterocarpaceae
Source: the annotation of a GenBank genome assembly
CCUUGUUCCAAUUAAGGCUCCUUUGUUUCCUCUGCAAAUGGAGAACUACGAAAGGGCUGCAAUCUCUCCAAUUUCCGUUUCCACUCCUCCAUUUUCCUACACCCCCUCAUCCUCUUCUCCUCCUUCGCAGCAAUCUUCUCCACUUCUCCCUCCUCCUCUUCCCCCUCCAACAACCAUUCUCAGUCCUUGCGCCGCCUGCAAAAUCCUCCGCCGCAGAUGUGUUGAGAAGUGUGUUCUGGCCCCAUAUUUCCCCCCAACUGAACCAUAUAAAUUCACCAUUGCUCACCGAGUCUUUGGUGCUAGUAACAUCAUCAAGUUCCUGCAGGAACUACCGGAAUCUCAAAGAGCAGAUGCUGUGAGCAGCAUGGUAUACGAAGCGAAUGCGAGGAUUCGGGACCCCGUCUACGGCUGUACUGGGGCAAUAUGUCAGCUGCUGAAACAAGUAAGCGAGCUACAGGCGCAACUGGCGAAAGCACAGGCGGAACUGGUGACCAUGCAGUGUCAGCAAGCCGACUUGAUUGCUGUAAUCUGCAUGGCUCGAGAAUCCUUCUCGCAACAACAGCAAUUCACCGAUGACACCACCUCUUUUCUCAACGAAACCGCUCUGGACUCGGCUUGGGAACUUCCUCUGUGAACAUGAAGAAAUAGAAUUAUAAUUAACCUCUUGAUAAAGAAAUUAGAAUAUAGUUGAGAGCAUUAAAUAAAUUGAAUUUAAUCUU